UUCAGCGUGCUUACAACUGUUGCCAAUUUUUACGCAUAUUUCGAAUAUUCGAAAGAAGAACUUAAUCGCAUGCCAUAUCGCUAUCUUCCUCCUGAGAGCGUUGCAGGGCUACUUGAUACACCUGGGACAAAGUGCGUCUACUCUAAAUCUGGAGAUGUUUGGUCAUAUGCUGCAAUAAUUUAUGAAAUGAUGGUGCCCGGGAAGGUUCCAUUUCAUGAAUUUGGGACAAACAAUGUGGUGGAAAUUGUACGACGAAUUUGCAAAGGAUUCUAUCCAAUGUGUUGCCCUACCAAAUCAAAUAGCUUUAUGAGUAAUUUAUCACAAGCAAUAUUUAAAUGUCCGCGAGAUCAACGACCGACUUUCGAAGAGAUUCUAAAGACCAUUGAGAAUCGUCUGGAAUGUUUAUCCGUCAAUGAUUUCGCAAUUUCACAUCAGCCAAUCUCCCAAGCACAAAAAACCGAAGAUGGAACCAACAUGACCAACGUUGCUUUAGGGAGUGUGGACAGCGGGAUUGGUAGCACAUCAUUUAGCAUGGAUAGUACUUGUGAUAACGACGAAUUGGACCAAUUAAAGAACUGUUCCGAUAUUAAAGCUGCAGUUGUGCUUCAAAAUGUCACAACCGUUUUGCCCGACAUGGAUUUUGCAGAGGGAAUUUUUAAAAAGUUUGGAAGACCGAACCUUAAAAUUAAUGCGAUUAAAAGACUAAGCUCUAAAUCACUCGCGAUCGUGGUUAAGAGCAGAUCCAGUAAUACAACAAUGAAUCCUGAAAUGAUUAAGGCCUUGUCCUCCAUGGUGAAUGACAUUAAAGCAUGCUCCUCUGUGUACAGUAGUUCAAUAAAGGUAGAUUUAUAUAAUCGUGAGGAAUUUAACCUUGACGAAACUGGUUGAUGGUUUAUGUCGGUGCUAAGCUUAGA
Messenger RNA from Folsomia candida, 914 nucleotides. Its product is annotated as macrophage colony-stimulating factor 1 receptor. Bases 70 to 888 code for a protein of 272 amino acids. Lineage: Eukaryota; Metazoa; Arthropoda; Collembola; Entomobryomorpha; Isotomidae. The transcript has 4 exons. Gene Ontology annotation, molecular function: protein kinase activity; ATP binding. The record is from RefSeq and is a predicted model, not a curated record. Gene Ontology annotation, biological process: protein phosphorylation.